UUCUAUUUCAUACUUUUUGAUAACACUGUGAUCGACACGCAAUAUGUUAACGCGGUUGAUGAGUCUGUGCUGAGUAACAGUGGAGAAGAGAUUGUCGAGCGACAUUUACUUGUAGACGGAUUCUCUGAUGAAAGCGAUACCGUUGUCCGUCUCAUUCCUCCUAGUGACUCUGGUGACAGCGGGAGGAAGGUACUUGAGAUUGGACUUGGUGGAGGAAGUUUCGAUAUGGCGCUGCACAAAAUCAAGCGUGAA
This is a messenger RNA of Ostertagia ostertagi, 252 nucleotides long. The record is from the annotation of a GenBank genome assembly. NCBI's taxonomy places the organism in Eukaryota, Metazoa, Nematoda, Chromadorea, Rhabditida, Trichostrongylidae.